UGUCCCCUGAAAAGCCAUGUGGGGCUGCCUGGUGGCCCUCGUGGGCCUGUUCUUCCUGGUGCGCUGGUACCGCGAGAGGCAGGUGGUGAGCCAGCUGACAGACAAAUAUGUCUUCAUCACGGGCUGUGACUCGGGCUUUGGGAACCUGCUGGCCAGGCAGCUGGACAUGAGGGGCCUGAGGGUGCUGGCCGCAUGUCUGACAGAGAAGGGGGCUGAACAGCUGAGGUGGCAGACAUCGGACAGGGUGGAGACGGUGAUCCUGGAUGUCACACAGACGGAGAGCAUCACUGCGGCUGCCCAGUGGGUGAAGGAGCACGUGGGGGACAGAGGGCUCUGGGGCCUGGUGAACAAUGCUGGCAUCGCCAUGCCUUUAGCCCCCAACCAAUGGCUGACCAAACAGGACUUUGUGGAUGUGCUCAAUGUGAACCUGCUAGGGAUGAUUGAGAUGACUCUGAGCCUGCUGCCCUUGGUGAGGAAGGCCCGAGGCCGCGUGGUCAACGUCUCCAGUGUCAUGGGCCGCCUGUCCCUGUUUGGUGGUGGCUACUGCGUUUCCAAGUACGGUGUGCAGGCCUUCUCAGACUCACUCAGGAGGGAGCUCUCCCCCUUUGGGGUGAAGGUGGCCAUCAUUGAGCCUGGUUACUUCCCGACCAAUAUAGCAAGCAUGGAGAGCUUUCUGAAAUCCUUACAAGCCUCAUGGGACCAGGCCAGCCCUGAGAUCAAGGAGAUCUAUGGCCAGGAGUAUGCUGUAGCCUAUAUGAAAAUUGCUGCAACCCUCAGCCCCCCAGUUAGGCAGGACCUUGACAUGGUGACUGACUGCAUGGAGCACGCGCUGACAUCACAACAUCCCCGCACCCGUUACUCCGCCGGCUGGGAUGCCAAGUUCUUCUACAUCCCUCUGAGCUACAUGCCCACCUGCCUGGUGGACGCCAUAUUGCGUUGGAUUUACCCAAAGCCAGCCAAGGUCCUGUGAAGACACUAUUAAGACUCCUGAUGGUGCAGAGCUGGGCACAGUGAGAGAGGGAGGGGGACAAACUGGGGAGAGAAGGGUGCAGUGCCUACUCUGCACCUUUUAUGGGGUGGCAUGGCCCUGGGCAGAGGUAACAUCACCCUCUGAAGACAGUGGUAUACAGCUUGAGGGUGGGAGGCUUAAACCGUGACUCUGGCUAUGAGACCUGAGUAGACUCACGGGUAUUGGGGGAUGAUGCUGUCCUCAGCAGGACACCAGCAUAGGACACAGAAACCAAUUCCCCAUUUGUUGAAGCCUUGGUUUACUCAUGAAUAUUUUGCCUGAGAAUAAACAUUGCCAUGUUCACACUC
This is a messenger RNA of Ochotona curzoniae (black-lipped pika), 1317 nucleotides long. Its product is annotated as retinol dehydrogenase 16-like. NCBI's taxonomy places the organism in Eukaryota, Metazoa, Chordata, Mammalia, Lagomorpha, Ochotonidae. Gene Ontology annotation, molecular function: oxidoreductase activity. The coding region runs from base 17 to 970 and encodes 317 amino acids. The record is from RefSeq and is a predicted model, not a curated record. The transcript is spliced from 4 exons.